This is a messenger RNA of Bipolaris maydis ATCC 48331, 1440 nucleotides long. RefSeq lists its product as uncharacterized. Lineage: Eukaryota; Fungi; Ascomycota; Dothideomycetes; Pleosporales; Pleosporaceae. The record is from RefSeq and is a predicted model, not a curated record. Gene Ontology annotation, molecular function: metallocarboxypeptidase activity; zinc ion binding. Gene Ontology annotation, biological process: proteolysis.
AUGAAGUACUCUCUCGCCGCAGCCCUGAUUCUCCAGGGUACAACUGUACUUGGCAGCCUUCUCCCCGUUCACUUCAAGGCACCCAGCCCUUCCCACUUCCUCGACAUUGUCAACAAUGGCACAUACGAUCUGGGCUGCCGACCAAAGGCUGUACCACAUGAGGACGGCCACUUUGAGCUUCAUGCUCUCCUGACCGAGGAGCAAAUUGCCCACCUCGAAAGGGAAUAUGAGCACUCUGGGGAGAUCUCUCUCCACCGACGCGACCUCAGCAAGAGGGCUGCCGACGCACCAAUCGGCACUGGUGACAGGUGGCAAGGUGGUGCCGUCACACCUUCAGGUCUUGGAACCAAAGCUGCGGGAUCAACAGUCAGCUCCAUCAUGAACCCUACCGAGAUCAACUCGGCAAUCAAGGGUCUCGUUAACGGUUAUGGUAUCAACACCAUUACUCUGCCAUACAAGACUUUCCAGGGUGCUACGCAGACCGCUGGAUACGUCGGUGCUGGUACGGACAAGUCGCAGUACAAGCUCUACCUCAGUGCUGGCAUGCACGCCCGUGAGCGAGGUGGUCCCGAUCAGCUCAUUUACUGGAUCUCCGACUUGCUUGCUGCCAACAAGGCUGGAACCGGUCUCACAUACGGCAGGAAGACCUACACCAACGCCCAGGUCAAGAGCGUUCUCGCUGCCGGUAUUGUCUUCUUCCCCCUUGUCAACCCUGACGGAGUUGCCUACGAUCAAUCCUCUGGCUCCCUCUGGCGCAAGAACCGAAACACUCGCUCCGGCACAAGCGGCGCAUCCGUCGGUGUCGAUAUCAACCGCAACUUUGAUUUCCUCUGGAACUUCAAGAAGUUCUUCGACCCAUCCACCUCGCCUGCUUCCACCUCGCCCAGUUCGGAGGCUUUUUACGGCACUGCCGCCGCAUCUGAGCCCGAGACCAAGAACCACAUCAGCAUCUACGACAGCUUCCCCAAGAUCAGGUGGUUCAUGGAUAUCCACUCUGCUACUGGUGACAUCCUAUACAACUGGGGUGACGACGAGACACAGUCCACAAACAGCGCUAUGAACUUCCUUAACACUGCUUAUGACGGAAAGAGAGGUCGUAUCGGCGACAGCACAUACAAGGAGUACAUGCCCUCUGCCGAUGUCACCGGCAUCAAGAGCGUUGCCUCCAAGACGGCUGCUGCUAUGGCCGCUGUAGGUGGACGUUCAUACACAUCCAUGCAAUCCGUUGGUCUCUACGCCACUUCCGGUGCCUCGGAUGACUACGCCGCCAGCCGCGUGUACGCCAAAUCCGGUGCUAACAAGGUCUUUGGCUUCACCAUGGAGUUUGGAUACGCAACCAACUUUUACCCCACUCUCACCGAGUUCAACCAGAACAUCCUUGACACCAAUGCUGGUUUCAUGGAUUGGGCACUUGCUGCCAUUGCUGUUGGAGUUAACUGA